Messenger RNA from Tripterygium wilfordii, 2314 nucleotides. RefSeq names its product ABC transporter F family member 1. Bases 169 to 1965 code for a protein of 598 amino acids. The record is from RefSeq and is a predicted model, not a curated record. Gene Ontology annotation, molecular function: ATP hydrolysis activity; ATP binding. The transcript has 6 exons. Lineage: Eukaryota; Viridiplantae; Streptophyta; Magnoliopsida; Celastrales; Celastraceae.
AUACCGUAUUUAUAUUCCAAAACUCUCCCCGUUUCCUUCGCACCCUCUCUGUCUAACCCUCGCCACCGGGUCUUGUUUUGCCUACUCUUCGGUUUUGUAAUUACACAGCGCCGAAACGAAACCCUAGAUCUAACCGCAAGGUCGGAAAUCCACCUCCACCGGUUAAAGAUGGUGUCGGACGCAAGCAAGAAGAAGGCAGCUCAGAAGAAGGCCGCAGCCGCCGCCAAGAGAGGCGGUAAGGCCGCCGCUUCCUCUAAGGCCAAGUCUGCGUCGGACUCUCAGAACGGAGGUGUUGACAAGGUUUCCGACGGACUUGCGGGUUUCCAGAUAUCUGAUCGGACUUGCACGGGCGUGCUCUGCUCGCAUCCACUAUCUAGGGAUAUUAGGAUUGAGUCUUUAUCAGUUACUUUUCAUGGACACGAUCUCAUCGUUGAUUCAGAACUUGAACUGAAUUAUGGCAGACGAUAUGGGUUGCUUGGGUUAAAUGGAUGUGGAAAGUCAACUCUUCUAACUGCAAUAGGGUGUCGCGAACUCCCGAUACCAGAUCACAUGGAUAUUUAUCACCUCUCCAGAGAGAUUGAAGCCUCUGACAUGUCUUCACUUGAGGCUGUCAUAAACUGUGAUGAGGAGAGAUUAAAGUUGGAGAAGGAAGCUGAAAUUUUAGCAGCACAGGAUGAUGGAGGUGGAGAGGCCUUGGAGCGUCUAUAUGAGCGUCUGGAAGCCAUGGAUGCAUCAACUGCCGAGAAACGUGCUGCUGAAAUUUUAUACGGUCUUGGUUUCAACAAAGAGAUGCAGGCAAAGAAAACACGUGAUUUUUCUGGUGGUUGGAGAAUGAGGAUUGCAUUAGCUCGAGCUUUAUUUAUGAAUCCGACAAUUCUGUUGCUUGAUGAGCCUACCAAUCAUCUUGAUUUGGAAGCUUGUGUCUGGUUGGAGGAGACCCUUAAGAACUUUGACCGCAUUUUGGUUGUGGUAUCACACUCCCAGGACUUCCUGAAUGGUGUCUGCACGAAUAUCAUACAUAUGCAAAGCAGGAAGUUGAAGCUCUACAGUGGUAACUAUGAUCAGUAUGUUCAGACUCGUUCUGAACUGGAAGAGAAUCAGAUGAAGCAGUACAAGUGGGAGCAGGAGCAGAUUUCUAACAUGAAGGAGUAUAUUGCCCGUUUUGGGCAUGGUUCAGCAAAACUAGCUCGACAGGCACAGAGCAAAGAGAAAACUCUUGCAAAAAUGGAGCGGGGUGGUCUCACUGAGAAGGUGGCUAGAGACCAAAUUCUGGUCUUCCGUUUUGUUGAUGUUGGGAAACUUCCCCCUCCUGUCCUUCAGUUUUCUGAAGUAACUUUUGGCUAUACACCUGAGAAUCUCAUCUACAAGAAUAUUGAUUUUGGGGUAGACUUGGAUUCAAGAAUAGCUCUGGUUGGACCCAAUGGUGCUGGGAAGAGUACGUUGCUGAAGCUGAUGACAGGGGAUUUGCAUCCUCUUGAUGGCAUGGUCCGGCGUCAUAAUCACCUUAGAAUUGCUCAAUACCAUCAGCACUUGGCUGAGAAACUUGAUUUGGAACUGUCUGCUCUUCUGUAUAUGAUGCGGGAAUACCCAGGAAAUGAGGAAGAGAAGAUGAGGGCUGCUAUUGGGAAAUUUGGACUCACUGGCAAAGCACAGGUGAUGCCAAUGAAUAAUCUGUCUGAUGGACAGAAGAGCCGGGUGAUCUUUGCAUGGCUAGCAUACAGGCAACCUCAAUUACUACUUCUGGACGAACCUACUAAUCAUUUGGAUAUCGAGACAAUUGAUUCGCUGGCAGAGGCGUUGAAUGAAUGGGAUGGAGGCAUGGUUCUUGUUAGUCAUGAUUUCAGGCUAAUCAACCAGGUUGCCAAGGAGAUUUGGGUGUGUGAAAAUCAAGCUGUCACCCGGUGGGAGGGUGACAUUAUGGAUUUCAAGCGGCAUCUGAAGAGCAAGGCUGGUUUGUCUGAUUGAGCCAGAUAGGAGGAGUUUGAAGAUUACAGCACUUCUCAGUGUGCUGCAUCCUGGCCUACAAGCCAUCACCGCCAGGUGGGGGGAUGAAUUCUGACCACAUCUGGAUGAUGCUUACCUGGGGUUGAUUCGCUGAUUGGGAGGCUACAAUAGUAUUGUUUGGAGCUGACAUAUCACGCUAUAUCUGUGCUCUGUUAGCCGAUGGUUUUGUUGUUUUGAUUUAUUUUACAUUUGUCAGCAUAACGUAUUAUUGGAUGUUGAGGAAGGUGGUAUGAACCAAGUAUUUAUGAUGAUACACACUAUCUAGACUGCCGCAGUUAAAUUUUAGUUAUAUUUUUGUACUCUUAAAGCA